AUGCAAGAGCGCUGGGAUGCCCAGUGGCAGGACUUCCUGAAGACACUGCAGCCCGCUCACGCAGAAGGGGGGAAACCAAUGACGUCAGAGGCUGCCCCUUGGGACGACACCAAGGCCUUCCUGGCCUCCUUUGAGCAAGUGGCCAAGGCAUACCGGUGGCCGAGAGGAGAGUGGGCGGCCCGGCUCCUGCCAGCACUGAGCGAGGAAGCAGAAGAGGCCUUUCGGAGCCUGGAUAGGAGAGAUCAGGAGGACUAUGGGAAGGUGAAGGCGGCCAUCUUGCGAGGGGAAGCCCUGAGGAUGGAGGCGCAGCGCCAGCACUUCAGGCAAUUCUGGUGCCAGGAGGUCAGAGACCCCCGAAGGAUUCACAGCCAAGUCCAGGAGCUUUGCCGGCAGUGGCUGAAGCCGGAGAGACACAGCAAGGAGCAGAUCCUGGAGCUGCUGAUCCUGGAGCAGUUCCUGGCCAGCCUGCCAGUGGACCUCCAGGGCUGGAUCCAGGCAGGAGGGCUGGACACCUGCUCCCAGGCCCUGGCCCUGGCCGAGGACUUCCUCAUGAGCCAGCAAGGGACCGAGACAGGACAGUGGCAGCAGGAACCUCUGGGUCUCAUGGAAACUAGCCUGACUUCACAGAUAAUCAAACAGAGUUUGACACAGCCAGGUCAACGAACCGUAGUUUGGGAAAUCUUGCAGGAAGAUGGAGGGAAUGAAGAUUCUUUGGGUAAGGCGUUCUUCUGCUCACGUCCUGUAAAUCCAGUGUAA
Molecule: messenger RNA, 756 nt
Organism: Elgaria multicarinata webbii
Lineage: Eukaryota; Metazoa; Chordata; Lepidosauria; Squamata; Anguidae
Product: neurotrophin receptor-interacting factor homolog
Source: RefSeq, a predicted model, not a curated record